Molecule: messenger RNA, 2675 nt
Organism: Sus scrofa (pig)
Lineage: Eukaryota; Metazoa; Chordata; Mammalia; Artiodactyla; Suidae
Gene: RNPS1
Product: RNA binding protein with serine rich domain 1
Biological process (GO): mRNA splicing, via spliceosome
Cellular component (GO): nucleoplasm; cytoplasm; ASAP complex
Molecular function (GO): RNA binding
Source: RefSeq, a predicted model, not a curated record
UGACGCCAGAGCGGCGCCGGCCUCGGCGGCUGAGGAAAGCGGGAGGAGGUCUCGGCGGCGGGAAGAUGUAAGUUGCGGGAAUCCGACCCCAUCCGAGCUUCGGGGGCCGCUCGCCAAGGUCGGCGGGGUGCAUCGUGAAGCCGGCCCUCUCCCCGGCCCCGCGGUGGCAACGGCGGCCUAGCGGCGCGGUGUAGUUCUUAAGAAGAAAGAGUGGCCAGAGGAGAGCUGAGUAGGAGGCGCCGAGGCCGCGGCCCGGAAGUGGUCGGGGCUGCGGCGGGCGGAAGGGCGCCCUCGCUUCGUCUUCUCUGCGGCGGGCCCAGGGAGGCCCGCGGAAUUCGGAGCAGCCGGGAACUCGGCCUCCACCCUCAGGGUCCUCUCGCCGGGCAGGAGACCCAGGCCCGCAACGUCAGGCCCUGCCCUGGAAGCUCUCGCGGCCCGGCGCCUGGAGUGGGGAGUUGUGAGUCUACGCGGACAGGGGGCGGCGAGGUCGCGUUGGGCCCGGGGCCGGUGGGUGCAGAGUUGCUUUGUGGGGUGCCCUGGGUGACCGUCUGACCUUCCUUUUGAAGAUCUUGCUUUAAACAUGGAAUCCACGAACAUUUGUCGGACUCCUGUGUGCCGUUCUCGGUGCCCAUCUUUGGGGAUAUGGCCCUUAAUGCCUUGGAGCUCUGUUUCCCGGCUUGCCCCAGGAGGGAGGGUACGGGAAGGUUAAAUAUCAGUGGAGAAGAGAUGUGGCUUUUUGCCUUUGUAAUUUCGCAUGAAUAUGCCUAAAACGUACUGUUCAGCGGGGAAGGGGCUCUGAAGAUACGACCUGAAACGGUAGCUACUCGAGAUUUAACUAGUUGUUCUCUCCUCUCUCUGGCUGUUGGACUGCGCAACUUUCCGGAGGAUGGGGGAGGCUGCACUUUGGCGUAAAUUGCAAUCGAUUAGGGAUCGUUUCUCAGACUCAAGUUAGAAGUGAGAGUUCAGAUAAGUGAGGCCGCCAUUGCUGCUUUGAACACCUCAGAAGGGGAGAAUGGAUUUAUCAGGAGUGAAAAAGAAGAGCUUGCUAGGAGUCAAAGAAAAUAAUAAAAAGUCCAGCACUAGGGCUCCUUCUCCUACCAAACGCAAAGACCGCUCUGAGGAAAAGUCCAAGGACCGCUCUAAAGAUAAAGGGGCCACCAAGGAGUCGAGCGAGAAGGACCGUGGCAGGGAUAAAACUCGGAAGAGGCGCAGCGCUUCCAGUGGUAGCAGCAGCACCAGGUCUCGGUCCAGCUCUACCUCCAGCUCAGGCUCCAGCACCAGCACGGGCUCCAGCAGUGGCUCCAGCUCGUCUUCGGCAUCGAGCCGCUCAGGAAGUUCCAGCACAUCCCGCAGCUCCAGCUCCAGCAGUUCCUCUGGCUCUCCGAGUCCUUCUCGGCGCAGACACGACAACAGGCGGCGUUCCCGUUCCAAGUCCAAACCGCCCAAAAGAGAUGAAAAGGAGAGGAAGCGGCGGAGCCCUUCCCCUAAACCCACCAAAGUGCACAUCGGGAGGCUCACCAGGAACGUGACCAAGGAUCACAUCAUGGAGAUAUUCUCCACCUACGGCAAGAUUAAGAUGAUCGACAUGCCUGUGGAAAGGAUGCACCCUCAUCUCUCGAAGGGCUACGCCUACGUGGAGUUCGAGAAUCCAGAUGAAGCCGAGAAGGCACUGAAGCACAUGGACGGAGGACAAAUCGAUGGCCAGGAGAUCACUGCCACUGCCGUGCUGGCCCCCUGGCCUAGGCCACCCCCCAGGCGAUUCAGCCCUCCCAGGAGAAUGCUGCCACCACCUCCUAUGUGGCGCAGGUCACCCCCACGGAUGAGGAGAAGGUCGCGGUCCCCCAGGCGCAGGUCCCCUGUGCGCCGACGAUCCCGCUCCCCUGGCCGCCGCCGCCACAGGAGCCGCUCCAGCUCCAACUCCUCCCGAUAAGCGGAGCCACGGAAGCUCUGCCCCUGAGACUUAUGUCCCAUCCAGCUCACUUUCAUCAGUUGUCUAGCCAAAGGGGGAUGGGUAGGAACGAAGGCUCUCACUCAGGGGCAGGCUUGGGGAUGUGCCUGGAAAGAUGGUUUUCUGGCUAGAAAGAUCCCACGUUUCUAGUUCCUGGGAGUCAGUUUAGUGGCAGAGCCAGCAGGGAUGAGCAGGGGGCGCCAGGUAGUGGCACAGCCCCAGCCUGGGAGCACGUUUUUUCCAUUCCCUGGUUGACCCGGGGCCAGUCUGGUGGCCUAGUCAUGCCCUAACCUGUUGGCUUACAGGGUCCCUCAGGAAAGGAUGUGCUUUUAUGCAGCUGCCGUUGCUGUUAGUCUGGCCUCCCCCCUACUUGAAUCCUCUCUGACCUCUAGGAUCAAAUACCCUCUCUUACCUGCCCAGAAUGGUUUUUACAUAUAUUCUCGUGUGUGCGUGCACACACAGCCCAUGUCUUUCUCCGAAAUGAAAGUGUCUGGUCGUAGCAGGUCACCACGGAAAGUGCUUGUGUUGGUAUUCCUGACGGCGAUGCAGGAUACCUUGGCAACCAACGUGUACAUUGCUUUUUUGGCUUUUAUUGUACAGUCAGUACUACAAAUUUUCUGUUUUGAGUUUUGUAACUUUGUAGCAUUUUAGAUAAUGUUGUGUUUGUACUUUGUUGUGUAGAGUAAAAGGGCUGUGUUGAAUAAACCUUGAAUAGUGUGCAGCUCAA